Molecule: messenger RNA, 1525 nt
Organism: Salvia splendens (bonfire salvia)
Lineage: Eukaryota; Viridiplantae; Streptophyta; Magnoliopsida; Lamiales; Lamiaceae
Product: probable pectate lyase 3
Exons: 4
Coding region: 102-1430 (442 amino acids)
Molecular function (GO): pectate lyase activity
Source: RefSeq, a predicted model, not a curated record
CUCUGUACAUUCAUAUCUUUCAAGGAAACGAAAACCGAAUCACUGGUCGAAUCUCCAGUGAUUCUUGUUUUUCAUUCCUUGUUGGAAUAUAUACAUAUUUCAUGGCGUCCAUUUAUAGCAUCAGGAUGUCAAUUCUCCUGCUCUCCCUGUUAUAUUUAGUUGCACUGCUGCCUAAAUCCAACGCAAAAAUUGCAGAAAUGGAUGAGUAUCUCAGAAAAAAGGCUGAGCAAUCCCAUGUUGAAUAUAUCAAGGCUUAUGUUCCCAACCCUGAGGCUGUUACUGAGGAAAUCAGUGAAGAAGUUGGAGAGACAAUGGUGCACCAUAUCACCAAGAGGAGGCACCUCCAGGAAGGUGGCAACAAGGCUACAAACCCCAUCGACCGUUGCUGGCGCGGCGACCGCAACUGGGACCAGAACCGGAAGAGGCUCGUGGACUGCGUCCUCGGCUUCGGCCGCCACACCACGGGAGGAAGGGACGGGGAUUUCUACGUCGUCACCGACAACUCCGACGACAACGUCUACAACCCUAGGCCGGGCACCCUCCGGCACGCGGUCAUCCAGACGGAGCCCCUGUGGAUCAUCUUCGAACACGACAUGCUGAUCACCCUCAAGCAGGAGCUCAUCUUCGCCAGCGACAAGACCGUGGACGGCCGUGGCGCCAAAGUCCGCAUCGCGUACGGGGCCGGUUUCACGAUCCAGUUCGUCCACAACGUGAUCAUCCACAACAUCCGGAUGGACAACAUCGUCCCGGCCUACGGAGGCCUGAUCAGGGACGCUGUCAACCACAUCGGCCUCCGCACCAUAAGCGACGGCGACGCCAUCUCCAUCUACGGCUCCAACAACAUCUGGAUCGACCACGUGUCCCUCUCCAAAGCCACCGACGGCCUCAUCGACGCCAUCGAGGGAUCCACGGCCAUCACCAUCUCCAACUGCAAAUUCAACAACCACAAUGCUGUGAUGCUUCUUGGAGCACAUGAUAGUACUACUGAAGACAAACUGAUGCAAACAACAAUUGCAUUCAACCGUUUUGGUGAAGGUUUGGUGCAGAGAAUGCCGAGGUGCAGAUGGGGUCUAUUCCACAUCAUCAACAACUACUAUUCCCACUGGCAGAUGUAUGCCAUCGGCGGCAGCGCCAACCCCACUAUUAUCAGCCAGGGCAAUCGAUACAAGGCUUCAGACAACUCCAACACCAAGCAGGUGACCAAGAGGGAGUACUCUACUGAGGAGGAGUGGCAGAAUUGGCAGUGGCAAUCCGAAGGCGACGUGUUUGUGAACGGAGCCUACUUCAAAGCUUCUGGACCGAAGAUCAAACACAACCAUUGGAGUGUUGCUACAAAGAGGCACAUGAUGAAGUUCAGGCCAGGCUCGUAUGCAGGCAGGCUAUCGCGAUAUGCAGGCGUCCUCAAGUGCGUUGCAGGGAAACUGUGUUGAUCGGGGAGGUAGUAGGAGAAUUGUACAUCUGUAUCCAUCACAUGUAUGACGUCUGAAAAAUAUUUCAAUAAACGCUAACUUUGUUUGUCAAACAA